Molecule: messenger RNA, 1482 nt
Organism: Hemisphaericaspora subhashii
Lineage: Eukaryota; Fungi; Ascomycota; Pichiomycetes; Serinales; Debaryomycetaceae
Gene: NRM1
Product: Nrm1p
Exons: 1
Coding region: 1-1482 (493 amino acids)
Source: RefSeq, a predicted model, not a curated record
AUGUCCUUAACAACGAAUAGAAUCGCAUUGGCACCAAUUAAAGAAAGUCACUUGAAUUCAACUCCUUCAUCUAAUGCCAGUACACCAAAGAAGAGACCAAGUUUAGUUUCCAUGAAUAAGCAAUUUGCUGGUAAUUUCUCCAAAAAGAAAGCUGAUUUAAUUACUAGAUCCUUCACAAUAUCUGAAUCCGCUACUUCUUUAAGCAAGACCUUUUCUCCAUUUCAAUCGCUUAGUUUCUCCGAUUCAAGAUCAACUUCAAACAAUUCUUCAUCUUCGGUUAGAAUCAAAGUUAUUAAACCUAAUAAUCAAAACAAAAACGAUGCAGCUGGUUUAGCAGCCACCAAAUUAAAAUUAAAGCUACAACUAGCUCUCUACAAAAUCCAACAAAAACAAUCAACCAUAACGCGUCCAAUAACCAAAAACACCAAAAUGGUAGCUGACGAAACCACAACAAUAAAAUUCAAUUCAGCAACCUCUCUUAAAUUCCUUAGUCCUCCAAAUUCCGCAAAGAGUUCUAGCUUCACUUCGCCAACCCGUCAAACUCCAGUAAUAAAUCCAAUAGGAGAAUUUGCAUCCUUACCAACGCCACCAGAACCAAGAAACUACUCAUCCUCAGUUAAUAUCAACUUAGAAACAAAAACCAAAUUAUUGGCGGCCGUUAACAACGAACAUGAACAGCGGCCAUCAUUAUCUAAAAUUGCGCAUAGUAAGCAAUUAAGUGUCAAGAGAAGAAUUCAAAAAUUGAAAUUAUAUCAAAUAAGAAAAGAUUCAAUAUUUUAUUCUGAUAACAACCAUGGUAAAUUACCUUUAGUUCCAGGUGAAACCAAUACCAACCCAAUACGCACAUCAUCAUCAAACUCAUUAAACAUAGCUACUGCUGGCCCUACUUUUUCUACUUGUUCUAAUGGCAAUUUGGCAAGUAUGAUAAACACAACUAAUUCAUUAAUUUUUCCAUUUGCAACAAAUUCAACAUAUCAUUGCGCUACCAACAAUAAUCAUCCAGACUCUACUUCUCCCAAGGCUAAAGAAGCAUCUUCAUUACCUUCAAUUCUUCUUAAUCCACCAGGAACUAAUCAGUCCUUCUCAGCUAGUCAUGCAACUUAUUUACCAUCGAUCAAUAAGAUUUUGAGAACUCCAAUUAAAAAAGCAAAUUCAACACGUUAUUAUCAACAAAAUAUUGCCAACAAUAAUAAUCACAGUGGGAGAUUGACUCGUUUGCAUACCACUAGCGAUGAUACUACUAUUGAUGAAGAUGUCGAUAUGACGAUCAUCAAUAACACAACCACCGUGGAACAUGAUACCACUAUUGCUGAAAGGAAUGAUGGCGAUGAAGACGAAGAGGACGAUGAUGAAGAUGAAGAUGAUAUGGAUGCUAGAAAGAAAAGUGUGCUCAGUUCAUCUCCAUUACCUAAUCAUUUCGGAACCCCUAAUAGUUUCAGUAUUGCAAAAUCAUUAUUGCAAUUAGGAGGUCAUCAAAUGUGA